Cyprinodon variegatus (sheepshead minnow) is the source of this 1798-nucleotide messenger RNA. RefSeq names its product 14-3-3 protein zeta-like. Gene Ontology annotation, cellular component: cytoplasm. The coding region runs from base 157 to 897 and encodes 246 amino acids. Gene Ontology annotation, biological process: signal transduction. The record is from RefSeq and is a predicted model, not a curated record. NCBI's taxonomy places the organism in Eukaryota, Metazoa, Chordata, Actinopteri, Cyprinodontiformes, Cyprinodontidae. The transcript has 6 exons.
UUUGACGUCAGUCCUGAUUUAGCUCGGCGUUGCUCUGGCCGUGUCUUGGACCGGUGUUAUUGGGAGGAAACCCCGUUGACUUCUCUCAUUCGGACAGGCUGGGAGUAUCAGCUGCACCUUGGUACGCUUACAUCUGCAAGAAUCCAGUGAGCAGUCAUGAGCGAAUCAUCUCAGAAGGAGCUGGUACAAAAGGCCAAGCUGGCCGAGCAGGCUGAACGUUAUGAUGACAUGGCCGAGGCCAUGAAAGCUGUGACGGAGGAGGGCGAGGAGCUGACCAACGAGGAGCGCAACCUGCUGUCGGUGGCCUACAAGAACGUGGUGGGCGCCCGUCGCUCGUCUUGGCGUGUGGUGUCCAGCAUCGAGCAGAAAGCCGAUUCGAGCGAAGGGAAACAAGCCCGAGUCAAAGAGUACCGGGAAAAAAUCGAGAAAGAGCUGAAAGACAUCUGUAACGACGUUCUGGUGAGUUUGGUUUUAGGGGUCUCUUCAUACAACAAAAACAUGAAUAAACAAUUAUGGAUGUUCAUCAUUACUAUCCGAUGGUUAAAAUCUGAGACUCAUUUCUCUCCUUUUUGUUUUCCAGGCAUUAUAGAGAAUUCUAAGGAGGCGUACGGGAAGGCCUUUGAGAUCAGCAAAGAGGAAAUGUCGCCCACACACCCGAUACGCCUCGGUCUAGCCCUCAAUUUCUCCGUCUUCUUCUAUGAGAUCCUCAAUUCUCCUGAAGAGGCUUGCAGUCUAGCCAAACAGGCUUUUGAUGAUGCCAUCGCUGAACUCGAUACACUGAGCGAAGAUUCGUACAAAGACAGUACACUAAUCAUGCAGCUAUUGAGGGACAACUUGACGCUGUGGACUUCUGACAGCGCAGCUGAGAACGAGGAGCCUGAGGAGCCCAAAGAAUGAGCCUCACCCCCCCUCCCUGUCAUCCCGUCUGCCUGACAUCGUCCAAAGUCCUCUUUUGGUUUUGUUUUUGAUCAGCACUUUGACCACCUCAUCCAUGACAUCCAGUUCAAUCCUUUUCUUUCUCCAUCCAUGUUUCUGCUCAUCUCACUCUACUGGGUUUGCUGUUUUUCUGCAGUAACUGCAAACAAACAGCGGGGGCGUUACAGUGUUGAUGGGAAGGUUCAUGUCUGUUUGUAUUUCUUGCUGACCUUUUCUGGGUUAAAUCAAGCUUUUUUUUAAAGGUAUUCUAUUCUUGAGACGUGCAGCGAGUGGUUUUUAACACCAACAAUGAAUUCAGCGUGCGUGUAUCCUACUCUAUAAAGGUGCUGUUUGUAAGCAGCACCGUUACGACCAAUCAAACAGAAGCUGCCUGCUCACACCUGACUUGGCAGAAGAGGAAUUACAGCGAAGGUAGACUCAGUGGUGACAUAAUGGGGAGCGCUGGUGAUGAAGGGCCAGAUUUUACACAGGUUACAUUCCAUAUAAUGUCGGUUAUCAACCAUCUACUGUCCUUUUUGUUUUUUUGUUGGGGGGGCUGUUUUUGUACGUCUAUGUAUUCAUUACGAGGUUUAGAACAUUUAAAAAGACAAGAGCACAAGCUUGUACUGUUGCUGUUUUUUAUGAGCACCUCAGUAAGUAUGAAAAUCCCACUUUUUAUAUAAUUAAAAGGUCUUUGAAAAUGAGUUUCUUGUUUUCAAAACUUGCAUACAUCUGAUUAAAGGCUAGUCUGGAGAAGUCAGGCUGUUGUUGGAUGGUUAGCUUUGUCUGUCUUUGGAUUUUUUUUGUACUGACCACUUGAGCAUAACUGUUUUUUGGGGUAAUGCAUAAUUACAUUUAAGUGAAAUAAACCAUUUAAAAGGUU